UCAACUAGUUCUUGGUCGUCUUCUGCUUGAGGAGGACUCGCCUCGAACGCGCUUCCUGCGGCCAGCAACCUCCAGCCUCUCAUCCACUACCGACGGCGCCCCUCCACCGCCCGCCAGGAUGGAGACGAAGUGGCUGUGGAAGAUGACUUCGACGGAGGAGUAUUACGAGCCGUUCACCGUCAGUUACCAGCUCACCCUCGUCACGCGCGAACCUCUGCUUCAGGAACAGCUUGUCCGCACCCUUCUUCACCUCCACAGAAAAGUGCCUCUCCUGAGGGCGUGUUACGGCGAGCGAGAUGGAGAGACUUGGCUCAGGGAGAUGCAGGAUGAGAUAAUAGACUUCGAGAUGGUCCCAGAUGCCAAAUCGAACGAGCUACAUCACAAACUCCACCAAUACGAGUUUAACAGAGAGAGAGGUCCCCUGUGGUGCGUCAAGCUUCGCCCUGAGCCACAUUCUUCACCCGAUGGCGUCUUCAGGGAGGGCGUGUCAGGCUAUCCUCACAUGUAUACGCUGUUUCUGGGUGUCAAUCAUGCCAACACUGAUGGCACUUCCAACGCCAUGAUUUGCGGCUUCCUCGUUCAGCUUCUCGAUGACGUGUUGGCCGGGAAGCACAUCGAUGACGAGGAACAGCUCGGGGUUUUCAUACCGGACGAAAAGACGAAAUCAUUAAUAAAAGAACAAGAAGCUGUUUUAGAAACAGAUCCUGAACUAAAGGACAGGUUGCUGAAAGACUACCAGGCUCUCAAGGAAAGGCGCUCGUACAUCAACUCAGUCUUCAAGGGAGUCGGAGAGAAAGAAGGAAGGUCAGUCAUACUGACACAGAACUGGGACGCAGAAACUACCGCCGCCUUCAUCAAGCGUUGCCGAGCCGAGGGCGUCACCGUCAACUCCGCUUACACAGCCAUCGCCAGCCUUGCGAUGGUGGACCUCCUAGUGGACGGGGGCUUUGCUAAGGACUCGUACAGCAUCCGCAGCGCCCACGUCCUUAACGCCCGUCGCUACUGGGAGGAGGACACAUCGAAGUACCUUGGCUGUCACCUCCUGCCGUUCAUGAUAGCGGUGGUGAAGACGCCGCGGGACGCAGGGGAAGGCAUUUGGAACUACGCCAGGUCCGUGCACGAGGAACUCCAGCGGAAAAUCAGAAGCGGGACGCCUUUGAAAGAGGAGGUGGUGAAGGAGCUCGUGCCCAAGCAUCCUGACUUCGAUCCCUGGUUUGAGUUCGAGUUCUGCGUCACCAAUAUGGGCGACGUGACGAAGAAGGUGACGGAGGGCGGUGACCACGUGCAGGCCGUCCACAUCCUCAGAACAGCGGCCGUCCACGGCGUCCCUUCUCCGUCCAUACAUUUCAUGCAUACUUUCCGUGGCUGUCUCACGAAUGCCCUUGUCUACAACACGUCGUUUCUCACUUCACAAAUGGCGGAAAAGUUUUCUGAAAGGAUUCUGCAUCAUCUUCACGCAUCACUUUAAAAUAUAUGUGUAAUUUUGUGGUGACAGGUAAAAGAUAGACGUAGAUUCGCAAACGGGUUAAUGAAAAGAUACAUAUAAUCGUGAGUGCGUGUUUAUCUAUAUAUGUAUCUGUCCAUACAUCUGUCUCUACGUAUAAUCAUCACUCGCAAGAAUUAGAACGUGUGAUGUUGAAGUGAACCCUUAUAAUUUGGAGCAUAUCUUGUACGAAUGAAAGGACCCACGAGACGCUAUUUCGGUACCCCGGUUGUUGAGACCUUCAUAAAAGCUGGGGAAAUUAUUGAUAUAUUGCUAUUGGUUUUACCCCUUUUUACGUAUAGCAAUUAUUGUAUUACUUUUUUUUUAUUCUAGUUUUCUUUUACUCUGGGGCAAGCAAGCACACAUAACCUAUUCAUUUUAUAGUUUAAAGAUUUCUCAGUUCAACAUUAACCCAAAACUCAUUAAGAAUAAGUUCAUGUAAACAAAAUCAAGCGGACUUAACAGUGGGAAGGGGGAGAUACCGCCAUCUAUUGACAUAACUAUAAUAUUGACCUUUUUUGACCCGAGAUUUGCCUUAUUUGCUUGCUUGCUAAAGGUGUUUACCUCUGUUGUGUAGACCCGGCAUUGGAGUAAAGAGAUUUUAUUAUUAUUAUUAUCAUUGAAUAUAUAUAUAUAUAUAUAUAUAUAUAUAUAUAUAUAUAUAUAUAUAUAUAUAUUGUAGUUUGGUUGUAAGGAUAAGUUCUAAGGCGGUAAGAUAGAAUAAUUUUGCUCCACUUCCCUUACAAUUAGAUGGGUUCAUCUUUGCAGAUUUAAGUAAUGCUCCUUCUACGUUUUCCUUUAUAUUUUAACUUUGCGUUUUGAGACGAUUUUCUGAUUUUGGAUUGUUUCUUUCUUUAGACUUUUAAAAGUGUUUUAAAGUGAUUUUUAUCAUAGUGAACUUUUAAACUUUUCGGGUUCUUUUUAUGUAUCUGUUUUAUUAUAUCCCAAGAUGUUCCUAAUAGAUGUAAAAUAAAAGUUUACACAAUGUACACUCCCUCAGUAAAAAACAGAAAGUAACUGAGAUAAGAUCAAGAUAUAUGUCUUGCUUAAACAAUAAAUUAAAGUGAAAUUAAAA
Molecule: messenger RNA, 2558 nt
Organism: Penaeus vannamei (Pacific white shrimp)
Lineage: Eukaryota; Metazoa; Arthropoda; Malacostraca; Decapoda; Penaeidae
Source: RefSeq, a predicted model, not a curated record